Trypanosoma grayi is the source of this 801-nucleotide messenger RNA. RefSeq lists its product as hypothetical. The transcript has a single exon. The record is from RefSeq and is a predicted model, not a curated record. The coding region runs from base 1 to 801 and encodes 266 amino acids. Lineage: Eukaryota; Euglenozoa; Kinetoplastea; Trypanosomatida; Trypanosomatidae.
AUGAGCGGUCCAUCUGAUCUGCAACAUGCUGUUGCAUGUACCCAAGCUGCGGCGCGGCGUCGGCGACGGCGCCUCCUCUCCGCUGCGGACAAUGGUGCCAUUGUAGAGUAUAGUUCAGCCACAUUUGCUCCUGCACCGCCUUGCCCUCGCAUUCCAGUGCCGCCUCGCCACCUGCUGACGCGGCCGCGGCUGCUCGCAUAUUACAGGUUGAUCGCCGGUUCUGAGCCGCCGUUGCUUCGGCGCGACGCCACCGUGGAGGGCUACAACUACAACUGGUUCGUUCCAGCUGGAAUCGAGGAAAAGGGUAGAGCGUCAAAAAAGGGGCGACGACGCUUGCAGGAGGCCCUGAUUGCCGCCAGGAUGCCACUGAGUGAAGUCGGCGAAGGCACGAGCGGUGUGUUCGACUCGGGCCGCCUGUGCUCCCCCAUCCGCCGGCACCUGCGGCGUCUGCCAGAAGAGAGGACUGCAUUUGAUGACAGCGGUACCGCUACGUCGCAAUGCGAUGGGGGGAGUGAAGACGUUGACAACACCGUCGUCCUCGUGCGGCCAGUCGCGUGGGAACUCCCGUCAGAGGAGCAGAUUGCGUGGGAGGAAGCAUUUCGAGUGGCGCCCAAAGGCCGCGAGUGGGAUCGGCAGCGUGCGGUGCGCCACAGCGUGGGCUCGACGGCGCAGGAUGCCCUCAUCAGCUGCUGCAUUGAUCCAAGGUAUCGACGCCCGGGUGACUUUGUGCGGCGCAACUGUCGGGGAGAACUCGUCGAUGCACGCGGACGCCCAAUGCGAAAAGCAACUGAGACACACUGA